Molecule: messenger RNA, 4793 nt
Organism: Nicrophorus vespilloides
Lineage: Eukaryota; Metazoa; Arthropoda; Insecta; Coleoptera; Silphidae
Gene: bdg
Product: sodium-dependent serotonin transporter
Exons: 11
Coding region: 946-4719 (1257 amino acids)
Biological process (GO): sodium ion transmembrane transport
Cellular component (GO): membrane
Source: RefSeq, a predicted model, not a curated record
UCUAUAUACCUGUCUAGACGUUACAUUUAGGCUAAAUACUUGUAAGCUAAUGUAAUUGCGGCAAUUAAGAACGUAUUAGAAGUGGUUAAUUUCGCUGCGACUUUGGAUGCUUUUAUUUUGAGAGGGAUGCUCAUGGUAGUUCCUAGAAUAGGGCUGGCAGGUAAAUCUGGCACGAGACGUCUGCGUUGGGCCUUCAGCGCUAAACCGAGAGAUGCUAGAGUGUGUUUUUACAACAAGUGGAAUGCCCUUAGCUGCAGCCUCCUCCCCGAUGGGUCUCGAUGGUGAGUAUAAAUAAAUCACCUAGGGGCAUAUGGGAGAGGUUCAUGGACGCUGUCUUGGGCGGACAAGCAAGCAAGCGGCGGUUCUCUCGACCAACACAGAUACACGCAAACGCUUACACACUUAAAUACGAAUAUACAUAUAUACGUGUACGUAUACCUACACACACAGGUACAAACCGAUAUCCCCAGCCAGUCCUGAGCAUACUUUCAAUAACAAUACUUGACCAAACCAGCUACCCAGGCUAGCAGCUAGUUCACUCACUCCACAUGUAUUCUACAUACCCGUUUAAACGCAGCACCGUAGACACCAACCAUACUCUCUUACAACAUACAAGCAAGCAAAGCAGCACACCACGGCCAUGCAUUUUAUCUUUCCUCGCGCGCACUCCAGCACUCCGGCACUCAUGCCUUAGUCCUCCUCCUCUUCGUGUCCCGCAGUUUCAUCAGUUUUAAUUAGUUCUCGUGUCCAGUGUUUCAUACGGAAAUCCAGUGGUUAACAUUCAAUAUUCGAAUAAAACUGUUUGGUGUUUGUUGUUCCGUGGAUUGUGUUGCUAGGAUACACUUCUUGGAUCAAUCGAAGCCUGCAUAAUAAAUAUAACAUGCCUUGAAGAAGAAAAAAAUAGGAAAAUAAAGUAAACAUAUUAUUUACGAAAGACAGGGUAAGAUGGCAAGCCCGGAAGAUGUAGGCGCCGAGGGGAUUGAUUUGAUUUGCUGGAAUGGGGAAGGAAGUUUGCAAAGAUGUGAUAGUACUGAUAAUGUGGAGGCUUUGAAUGUGCUUUUGAAGUUGGACGAGGUGUUGAACGAGUGCUUGAAGGAGAGCGGAGAUGAUAGUGAUUGUGAAUCUAGAUUUAAUAAUAAUAGUGGAUUCAGUGACGAUUUUGUAACGAAGAAUAACGACGGGUAUAGACUGAGCAGGCAAAUAAGCUUGGAGGAAUUGGAGGGUAGAAAUGAAUCUUUGAGCGUGGAGGAAUGCUUGAAUGAUCUGGACGAGUAUUUGAAGACUUUCGACGAUUCCUUUGGAAGCAACACUUCGCUGAUGGAGUUCGACUUACAUGGGAGGAGUUUGAGUUUGGGAAACAACAGUUUUUCAACCCCGCAUCUGCCUUUGAUAGGCAACGACCUUGGGCGCGGAGCAUUGCAGAAGACACCUUUGUCGUACUGCAAUCUGGGUUACAUAAGCAACGAAUUGAAUAAGACGGAAAGUGAUACGAGAAGGCCAUUGUCUUCAUGCGGGUCACGGGCCGUUGGUCUAACUAGAAACCAUGCGUGCAGAGCUACAAUUGGAGCAAUUAAGUUCAGCGGUGGUGAGGAAAGAGCACCGGUAUUGCACCCAUCUGGAUGUGUCGACAACCCCAGCAGUAACGACCGGACAUCCGCGGCAGAUGGCGACGAAGCCAUCGACUGGAGUUGGCUGAACGAAGUUGAAAACGCUGAAAGAGUUGUCGUCGAAAGUCCACCUGCAGUUGUUGUGGUCGAGGAAGGCAUGGCAACGGGAGUUGAGGACACCAAACGACCCACGUGGUUGCGCAGGUCGAUGCGACGCCUUCAACCAUUCGCGAUACCCUCCAAUUCCAGCAGCGACCCUCCGACAGAAGAUGCACCACAAACGUCCGCGAUGGACAAUCUCGAACCGGAAGACGUUCACUUCCUAAAUGUGACUACUUCAGGCUCUUCGAGACCUAUUAGCGCACCAUCAAGGAUAUCUUCUGGACAAGUAACGAGGUCUCGGUCCACAGAUCGGACCUCCAGAGAUCCAACGGGUCGCGCUCGAAGCAGCUCUGCUUCCUCCAGAUCUCGAAGACCCAGAAGUUUAUCGAGCAGCGUUUCUAGCAUUCCCUCCAGUGUAGAUACGACACCUAGUUACACUCCAACACCGACAUCCAAUUAUAAUAACAAUCAGGAUGAGACCAACAACAACAACCCUAGAAGAUCAUGUGAGAGAGUGCAGCGUACAAGUAGCAACGAAAUGCCAGAGGUUGAGAGUCCUUUAGGACAGUGGCCCCAUAGUUUGAGUUCUACAUUAGCCUACGUGGGUUGCACUUUGGGAAUCUUCAAUAUUUCACGUUUCGCAACGCUGUCAAUCCACUUUGGGGCGAAUUUCAUUUUCCAGUUCCUCAUAGUCAGUCUAUUCAUCGGAUUGCCACUGUUUACACUGCAAUUAUGCCUAGGCCAGCAGCUCGGAUCUGGUGUCAUAGACAUGUGGAAGAUUUCGCCGAUGUUCCAAGGGGUUGGCGUUUCCCUACUAUUUUUUAACAUCCUGAGCGGUGUCUACAGCAUCAUCGGCGUUAGCUGGAUGUUCGUUUACUUCAGAGACUCAUUCAUCACAAAAUUCGAACGAUACAGAUGGGCAGAGCCCGUAAAUUUCUACAGAAAUGCGAAUUCGCAUUUAUUACUGAACGGUACAUACAAAUUAUCGGAAACCGUUCCGGAUUAUUUAUCGGGGAUCGUUCUUCAGAGACACUAUUUGGCAUCUGGCAAUCCGACUGGAACGAUAAAAUUCCAACCGGCGUUCAACCUUGCGGUUGUAUGGAUGAUUGUCUUCGUUUCUCUCAGCAAGGGAUUACGAUCUUAUGGCAAAGUGAUUUACGUCUUUACUCUGCUUCCGAUCUUCGGAAUGUUUGUCCUUGCUGCAAAGCUUCUUGGAAUGAUGCCGCCGGACUUGAUGAAUAUCAUCUUUCCAGAAACUUCCUGGAACGAAUUUUUCGUAAACUCGAAGAGUUGGAUGGCUGCGUGCCAGGAAGUGUUUUUGACUUGGGGUCUUCUGGGUGCUGCCGUCAUGCAAAUAGCGUCGCACAACAAGAAUAAACACCUGUUACAACGGGAUUCUAGUCUUAUAGCUGUUAUAACUAUAACAAUUUUAUUGUUAGUCGCGUUUCUAGCCAAUACAUGUGUUCAAAUACUCAAAGCGAAUGGAUACACGUAUCAUCCAGAUUCUUUCGAAGGGAUAAACACGUAUACAUUCCUGAGACAUGCCAAGGAUCCAUUACCGCCUAACUUAGCCGCCACUCCAGUUAAAUACAUGGUGCAUAACUCGUUUAUCGUUGGGGACAGAGUAACGAGACCCGGGGUUGAUCCUUCCGCAGAAAGUGGAUAUCAGGUAUUGCGUUUUGCAACAGAAUUGAUUCCAGCAACUUUCGCGAUUUUGGGUGCCGAAAAGAUUUCUCCAUUUUGGACUGUUCUAUUCUACUUCAUUCUGAUUCUGUUCGGAAUUGCACAACAGCUGGCCAUUUGGCACUGCGUUAUUACUGGAAUUAUGGCUAUUAAGGCGAAAGUACUUAAGUCGUGGGAGACCACAAUAACUUUCUUCAGCUGCGCUUGUGGGUUUGUGCUUGGCUUACCUAUGACCACAGAGUUUGGAAUAUACGUUGUUUAUUUCCUGGAUUUAACCGUUGGUGGUGUUUGGUGGCUCAUUCUGAUAAUCUUACUACAAAUUUUAGCUGUUUUCAUGGUGCGUGGUCGUCCGUAUAGCGGAGACACCAUAGUCACUGCCAUAUUCAACUCGAAUACCGCUAGCUGCCUAAUGGGAUGGGCUCCGGCUUUGCUCUCGUUCACUUGGAAUGUAAUUCUUCCUGUAAUUCUAAUGGUUUGGUGCAUAACAUUUUUCAAGAACGGUAACUUCAGAGAACUUUUCGUUUGGCAUCACGGUCUGGUUUUGGAAUAUUGGCCCCUGUGGGCUCGUCAAAUUGGUUCUUUGCUGCAGCUACUUCCUAUUCUGGCAGUUCCCUUUAUAGCCGUCAUUCAGAGCUACAGAUAUUUGAAUAACGGUCCGAACGAUAUCUUAGAAGAUUACGAGCAAGACCAUUAUCGCAUCCAGUUGUUGUAUCGACCACCUCUUGGAGAGCACAUGGAUGACAUUGCUAUACAGGAAGCUGCGGCGGCAUCUCUGAACAACAAUGGCAACAGCAAUCUGGGAACUAUCCCAGCAGAAGAUCCUCCCCCAAAGUAUACACCUCCACCAUCUUAUACAACAGCAACAGGGGCCAGGAUUGCAAAGCUCUUGAGGCAAAGUAUAAGGCGCAGUGUGAGAAGGAUUGCAAAUGCUUUGGGUGAGAGUAGUGGUUCGAGGACGAGGCCGACAACGAGUUCACAAGUUGAAAGCCAACAGCCGCCGCCGCCAGAUUACAAUGAUGUACUUGUUGAAAUGAAUCAGAAUCAACGAGAUGUUGCAAUUACUGUACCUGACGCGUGCCCAAGUACGCUCCAAAGAGAACUGGCCACUAUAGCCACUUCCAGUACGGGUCUUACAGCCGCCGAUGUAGCUUGUAUUCUUCGCAGCAGCUUCCGCCGAAGCACAGUACGACGCCCUUUAACAAACGACCAAACAUUAAGUUCCCUAAGUGCAGAGAAUCUGGUUGACUCUGCAGCGCCGAUCGGAGAAACUUCCUUGGUACUUAACUUAGGAGACAAUAAAGAUAAUAACGUUUCAACUGUGAUAUAGUUCCUAAGUUAUCUUUACUUAUGUAACCAAAAGAACUAUAAAUAGAAUUCUAUUUAUUUCUUAUAUUUAUGUAC